Owenia fusiformis is the source of this 4029-nucleotide messenger RNA. The record is from the annotation of a GenBank genome assembly. NCBI's taxonomy places the organism in Eukaryota, Metazoa, Annelida, Polychaeta, Sabellida, Oweniidae.
AUUUGUUGGCUUAGUCGUAUGCAAUCCCAGGUCAAUAGAACAUCGAGCGUUUCUAUUGUAUUCGAUCUGUUUGCGGCUAAGUUCUAUAAGACUGGAAUUCUCAUAUGUUUUUUUAAUAUGUGGUGGUGCCAACAAUUAUAGUAUGGAACUGACAAGCGUUCAAUUUAGUCAGCGUCGGUUAGGGAGCAAUAAAGUGAAAGGGAAAUGCAAUUUAUUUUACCGACAGUAAUUGUCAGAUUGUUAUGUAUCUCCAAUGACGAUAACUUACUAUCACAACAGUUUAGUAGAAUAUUUGAUGGCCAUCAAAAACUGGAGGCAUAAUUAUUGAAAUGGAUUAUUAUGAUUAUGAUGGACCCCACAGAGCACAUACACAACAAGGAAAUGGCUAUAGACAAGGCUAUCCAACUGGGAAUCGAUAUGACAAUGGUGCAUAUGAUAACCCGGACACUUAUCAAGGCUUGAGAUAUCCAAGUGGAGGUUCAAUGGAUCAUGACGAUGAGCCAGAUACGUUGGGUAGAACUAAAUUGGGCAAAAGGGGAAAACUGGUAACGUUUUACAGAAAUGGUGACAAUAACUUCAAGGGUUUUCAAACAUCUAUAAACAGUAAGAUUCGUAGUCUUGAGACUCUUUUGGUCGAUUUAACGAGCAAGAUUCCAACUACGACAGGUAUACGCUAUAUAUUCACUUGGCCAGAUUGCAAAGAAGUUAGAGACCUUAGUGAGUUUGAAGGAGGUCGGUCGUAUAUAGCGUCGUGUGUUAAGAAGGUCAAUAAAACCAUCAAUUAUGGAUCCGUAAGCAGAGAGCAGUUUUGGCAGACUAAAAAACCGUCCGCGGGAAGACAUAGAGAAGAUGAUAAAAGAUUUCUUUAUAACAUUAAACCCAAACAAGUUAAUAGGCCACCUGUGUUAAGUAGAAUGAGCGCUGGUAUUGCGGCCGCAAAUGAAACUCCAAGAGAAACCGAUACGUCUGACACAUUCAACACUUGGCCCAGGAGUCAGAACAUGAAAGCCAAAAAUCGUAAAUCCCGAAAUUUCCAAGAUGAUGAUAGCGUGGCAAUGGACUAUGAAGAUACAAAUACCAGACGUUCUGGCAGCAAUGGUGAUAUAACUAGCCCUAAUCAAAAACCGACACCAGGUAAAGUCCUUACUGUGGUAAACAAUCUAAAUAGGCAGAUUGAGGAGAAAGUUAUGUUUAAUCCAGGUACAACACAAGAAUUUGAGGAGAUCAUGGAAGACAUUAGUGAUAUGAUGAAGAUACCACAAGGAGCGUUCACUGGCUUAUUUGCUGGGACUCAUCCGUUUAAGAAAAUUGAGAGCUUCAGUCAGCUGUUGAGGACAGUGGAGAAAUGUGACAAAUUUAUUGCAUGCUCUCUAGAGGGUGUGCCUCAAGAGAUCCUUAAAAGGGAACGUGAAGCUCCAAGUAGCAACUCAAGCAAUGACUCCACUGGUAUGCGAAAACCAAGAAAACACUCCAGGCGAUAUGAAAACUUGGAAAUUGAUUCAAUGAGCUCCCCAGAACAGAUGAGUCGUCACGAAUCAACAGAAGAUCGCCUGAACAGAGCGAAAUUGCUCAAUGUAAAACCAGUUACUGUUGACAUACAUGGUUUAAGACGAGAAUUCUAUGCUCCGAGUAAGACAAACCCAGAAGACAAUGGAGCCAAACCAGACAAGAAAUUGAAACUAGAAUGGGUGUAUGGAUACAGAGGCCAAGAAGCCAAGAAUAACUUGUAUGUAUUAAGAACAGGAGAGCUGGUGUACUAUGUAGCGACUGUAGCAAUUGUGUAUGACAAGGAAAAGGAGACUCAGAAACACUAUAUGGAACACACAGAAGACAUCACAUGCAUGGCCCUCCAUCCCACACAAAACUAUGUCGCAACUGGACAGCAGGUUGGAAGCAGUGCAACUGCAAUAUUGCCACAUAUAAGAAUAUGGGAUGCCAAAUCCUUGUACACUUACAAGGAAAUUGGACUGGACUUAUUCCAGUAUGGUAUCAACACUCUGGCCUUCUCUACUGAGAGUGGUGGAGAUUUGUUACUUGCUGUUGAUGCAAGUGAUCGACAUGUUCUCUCAGUGUGGGACUGGCAAGCUGGAACCUUGACUGCAAAAACAACCCCUACAAAGUGGGAAUGUGAUUACUCAAAGUUUGCAACAACAUCUGAAGUUGUGAUAUCUGGCUGCUUCUAUCCCCAAGAUGACACUAUCAUCAUCACAUAUGGCAGACAGCACAUCUUCUUCUGGAAGAUCUUCCAGGAUUCUAAGAUAUACAGGGAUAAAAAGAGUGGUGUAUUCAAUGACGAAGUUCCCAAGUUUGUGACAUCUGUUGCAUUUGCCCCAAAUGGUGAUGUCAUCAGUGGGGAUAGUAAUGGUAGUAUUCUCAUCUGGAGCCGCAAUGACAGUGAUCAGUUUGCUAUUAACCGACAUAUCUCAGAUCACAUGUCACACGCACAUCAUAAAAGUGUAUUUGCCCUCUGCAUGAAAGCUGAUGGUAUUCUCCUAUCUGGAGCUGGCUCAGAGAUUAAAGCCUGGGACACAAGCAGUGAAUACAGAUUCAUUAAGGAGAGAAUGUUGCCAGAUACAGCCGGUACUAUUAGGAAUAUGCUACCACAUAACCAACAAGACACUGAUGGACAACUCUAUAUAGGAACAGCCAAUAACUCAAUUCUCGAGGGAUCUCUACAAAACAAGUUCACUUACCUAAUACAGGGCCACCAUAAAGAGGUCUCAGGACUAACCUGUCAUCCUACAGAACAGACCUUCAUUACAGCUGGUCUUGACAAGGAGGUCUGCAAAUGGGCACUUUAUACACACAACCUCAUCUGGAAGUCUAAUAUUGGGCUGGAGUGUGUAUGUGUUGCCUUUGAUCCUCAAGGCUUAGUGAUGGCCAUUGGUACAACAGCUGGACGGUUUGUUAUUCUAGACUCCAGUAGUGGCAACCAUGUGGCUUCAAUACAAGUGGGCAAUGAUGACAUAACAACCAUCAGCUUUUCACCAGAUGGGAAGAUGCUUGCUGCUGGUUGCCAAGACAACAUCUUCCUCUACCAAGUACUAGAUGAUGGCCAGUGUUUUCGUAAACACAAGACUGGUGUCUUGAGUGGACAUAGCAACUAUAUAAGGCAGCUUGACUGGUCAACAGACAGUCGUUAUAUACAGAGUGUAUCAGCUGAUUAUGAUCUCAUGUACUGGGAUAUAGGCAAGAUGCAAUGUGAGAAGCAGGGAGCUUUAUUGCGUGACAGUCUCUGGACCACACAGUCAGCCACACUUGGACAUGCUCUCUUAGGUGCAUGGUCCAACCUUGAGAAAGAUGAAGACAUAGUGUGUACAGCCAGGAGUAACAAACACAUCACUCUAGCAGUGGGAGACAACACAGGCAGCCUCCGACUCUACAAAUACCCUUGCUCAAAACAAAAGGCGGAUUUUAUUGCGAUGAAACCUUACUCUAAGUCUACAAAUAAUGUAUGCUACACAAAUGAUGAUACUUUCCUGAUAACAUCUGGUGGCUCAGAUGCUGGCCUGAUGCAAUGGUGCAUCAAAGACAACAAACAGGCCAUGCUGCCACUGCCAGCGUCACCUUUCUCCAUGCAAGAUACACUAUAGAGGGAUACGUUGUAGAUGAGCAUACUAUAGAGUGGCAUACUAUGGAUGAAUGCACUGUAGAACGGUAAAUUGUAGAGGCAUAUUGUAGUAGGACAAGAGGCAAAUGGACAAGAAACAUUCGUGCCAUACUACCACAGUUUAAAAUUCAUGCAAGUGAAACCUGACUUGUUCAAAUCUGAAUACUGGACAGAUUUAGACUAUGGUAAUAUUCUAAUGUAUAACUGUGCCAUUUGUCGUCAAGGAAACUGUGAUUAUGUACAUAAGAACCAAUAAAUAUUUUUCUAUUAAUUUAUUAUGAAACAUUCUAGAUGUGUGAGAUUACACAAUGUUUUCAUAUAUAUUUCAUAGAUGGUGCUUUUAUCAAUAAAUUGAUGAACAAAUAAAUAAUAGUUCUGUUUGAAAAUAGUGUGGCCAUUAGUUUAGUUUCAUCAACAUA